UGCAGCACCGCUGGUCCCAUCUUGAUUUGAGAGAGUGAAGAGGGAGCAAAGCGAACCGUCCAUAUUACAGCUGCCUCGUCAGCACUUUAUACGGUGAUGGACCCUCCUGGUGGGGGAGAUGAACGGCGGAGGCAGGCAGAGCGUCUUCGAAGGGAGGAGGCGUACUAUCACUUCAUUAAUGAACUGAGUGAAGAAGAGUACCGUCUAAUGAGAGAUGGCAACCUGCUGGGCACUCCUGGGGAGGUGACGGCUGAAGAGCUCCGCCAGCGUCUGGAUGGAGCAAAAGAGCGUUUGUCAUCUCAGCCUUCCUCCGAGCAGCACUCGCAGACUUCUGAGUCUGGAGAGCAGCAGAGCAGCAGCGGUGAGGGAGAAGAGAGAGGUGCUGGAGGGAGACGAGGAGCAGGGGGCACAGAACCCGGAGCAGAAACUUCUAAUGGUGACUCAUUACUGGAGUGGCUGAAUACUUUCAGACGCACUGGUAAUGCUACUCGCAGCGGCCAGAGUGGCAAUCAGACAUGGCGUGCUGUCAGCCGGACCAACCCGAACAGUGGAGAAUUCCGCUUUAGCCUGGAGAUCAACAUCAACCAUGACCAGCCAGAGCCAGGGGAGCAUAAUGAGACUGUGGAUGCCUCAGACCCACCAGUGACUGCCCCAAAUACAUCACCCUCAAUACGAACUGCUUCCUCCUUUUCAACCUCUCGCCCUUCAACCACGCCAAGGCCUGCCCCGUACCCUACCCCCCGCCCAGCCAUCAGUAGGCGGGUGCAGACACGGCGUACACGCAGCAGCACUACCACACUUUCUAUGAGCCCCCCUGCACUUCCUCCACCAGUAGCGUCCUCAGCUGCUACUCAAAGGAGAGGUGGCACUUUGCACUCUUUAACACCUCCUCCCAACGUUCCAAACCCUCCUCCUGAUCAAACUAUACCUGUACAACAGCAAGCCUUGAAUGUAGAAGGCGAGCAGGGGCGUAAUGAUGCGCCUGCUUCUAUAGACUGCCCCCGGGUGUCAUCCCAGUCUGCGACACAGGCUCCAGCAGCGGGACACGAAUCCCGUGGCAGUAGGACUCGAUCGCAUGGUCGCACACGCAGAGCUGCGUAUGGAAGUGGGCUUUCAUCGCGCGUGUCAAGGCGAAGUCGUUCCCCUUUACACAGAGUUAGUGCUGCUAGUACCACUCUGCCAUCCAGUAGUGAUUCCAGCAGCUCAUCCAUUAAUACUGUUGAAUCAGGCAGUGGCACAGCCUCUGUGUCAAUGGAGACUGGAGAGGCUGUGUCAGAACCCGUUGUUCCAACGGAGCCAGCUGUAGAGAUGGUUGAACGUGAAAGUGAAUCACAAGUAAUAGGAGCAGGAAGUUCAGCAGUGCGAAGACAUCCAACCAUCAUGUUGGACCUGCAGGUGAGAAGGAUUCGACCUGGUGAAAACCGCGAUAGAGACAGCAUCGCCAGCAGAACACGAUCUCGUGCUCGCGUUGCUGAAAAUACAGUGACAUUUGAAAGCGACAGUGGUGGAUUUCGACGCACCAUUUCUCGCUCUGAGCGAGCUGGGAUUCGCACCUACGUCAGCACUAUUCGGAUUCCUCUGAGGCGUAUCAGUGAGACAGGCCUGGGUGAACCCAACUCCACUGCCCUGCGUUCAAUCUUGCGCCAGAUCAUGACUGGAUUUGGAGAGCUUAGCUCCCUAAUGGAGACAGAGGCUGAUUCCGAAACUGUUGCACCUAACCAUUCAGAUCCUAAUGGUACAAACGGUAACAACAGCCCAGGCAGUCGCCUGAAUACAAAUGAGAGUGUACCUGGCCAGGUUAGUACAGGUGGGGUAGUUCACGAGAGGGUGGGGCUGGUGGGAAGUGAUGAGGACCAGAAUGGGCAGGCUAGGCUCGGAGGAGUAGUGAGCACCACAGACGGACGGCCUACCAGCAGAGACACCAACAACCUAGUAGAGAACGGUACUCUACCCAUCUUGCGGCUGGCACAUUUCUUCCUGCUCAAUGACGAAGAGGAUGAUGAACAUCCGAGGGGCCUGACCAAAGAGCAGAUUGACAAUCUAUCAACGCGUACGUAUGGUCAGGCCAGCCUGGAGGGGGAGAUUGGUCGAGCCUGCAGCGUCUGCAUAAACGAGUAUGUCCAAGGCAACAAGCUGCGCCGCCUGCCCUGCUCUCACGAAUUCCAUGUCCACUGCAUCGACCGCUGGCUCUCUGAAAAUAACACCUGCCCCAUCUGCAGGCAGCCUAUACUUUCAGUGCAUCAUGACUGAUCUAUUAUCUCACAAACACAACUAUCCCGUUCCUGGCUCCCUGAACUGAGCAGAUCCAAGUGGGCUUUGCAUGUACAUAGCGCUUUCAUGGUUUAAUUUCUUUGAUUGCUCAUUGUGUUGAAGAAGGUUGAACCAAAAGUGUGGAAUAAGAAACUAUAAAUGCAGAGAAUAAACAAAACUUUAUUUUUUUAGACCUUUGGUUUUCAACAACUCAUUAUUUUAUUUUCUUCUUCCUGUGACCUAGUUCGCUUGACUCUGCGAUGACGCUUCAGAAACUUGUCUAUAGAAGGCAUUGAUGCUUAUUAAGGAGCUCCUGUAGCUGCUGCUGAAUAGUCUCACUUUAAAUCUUUAAUGUCUGACACGCGGCAACGUCUCUGUCACGGCUGGACUAUACAAAUCACUUCUAGGCUUGAUUUCUCUUCCAAUAUAGGAUGUAAAUAACUCACCACUGCUUAUAUUUAAGGGUUUUGAAGAAAGCUGCUCUUCACAUGCGAUUUAUUCAGAAUGGAAGCAGGAAGCUUAGCUUAUUUUAGCUUCAUUUUUCAACAUCCAUUUAAAAGUGUCCCAUUACAAUUGGUUAAGAAUUGUUUGAUUUGUCGGGUAUAAAUGAGGAAUGUCUUUAAUUUUGAAACUAUACUCUGUCCAUCUAGUAGUAUUUGUUUAAGCCCUUAAGUCCCAUAUAGUCACAACAUAGAAGUCAUCCAUUAAAGUAACCUGCUAAAAACAGCCACUUUGUUAUCAUUAACAUUAGCCAUAUGAGCAGCACAGUUUCAAUGAAAUGCAACAUGUGAUAAUCAGGAAUUCAGACUUGUCAGUAUGAGUUGUGCAAUGCAGAGGGGAAAAAAACAGUAUUGUUUGUUUUGCUGUUCAUUGUUGUUUACAUUGUAACGCCUGAAUAUCAUCUCCACUUAAAGUCUUGUUAAGAAAUUGAUGUUUGUUGGUUCCUGUUUUUAGGUCCACACCUGACAGGACCUUUGUCACCAGGUUGCGUAGUUAGCCUCUCACAUGGAAUUAAAAACAAAAAGAAAGAAAUUGAUUUUCAGUUUUUGCGGUUCUCUGGCUAACUCAUAAGUCUUUAUUCGUGAGACUGGUGCAGGAAAAAUGUUUUUUCGAUAAUGAACUUGUCCAGAAAUGUUCUGCUAAUGAGAACCUGUUUACUCAUUUUUUGCCCCCCUGAUUGGGUCUGUGCAAUGAUAGCUAUCUGUUAAAGUUUCAUUGCAAGUGCACACGUGUGAAUAAGGCCGUGCUAGUAAUAUAUUUCUCUUUGCUCUUUGUUUGUUUUUACAUAACAUGGACAAAUGUUGCAUUUCUAGUGUAAAACAGGUGGGAUAUUUAGCUGAGCCACCCAGUCAGCAUUUUCCCCACCAGUGUCACUUUGUACAUCGGUGAUUGCACAAGAGCUACUCUGCCUGUGCAGUUAACACAUCACUAACAAAGCUGCAGGAUUUGUGCAGUUUAGUCUGUAAGAAUGUCUGAGCGUGUGGUAAGUAUGUGUGUGUGUGUUUGGUAUAAUUAUGUGUGUGUGAGGGGGGGAAAAGGUCCGGUGUACCAAUCAAACCUGGUUCUCAGAAGGCUUCUCUCUGGUGCAUGUUCACCUUAGAGAAAAUUGUGGGCAGUUCAGGAGUAACUAUUUAUUCUGUUUGUAUUUAAUAAGAUGGAAAUCAACCUCUGAAAUAUGAAAUGUUACAAUGUGAUGAGAGUAAAUGAAACGGCUAUGAUGAACAUGUUACUAUGUAAUAAAAUGAAGACGGUUUUCUUCUCUGCUCCUUAACAGUGUAAUAAAAUGCCGCUUUGUUAUGCUGGAAUUUCUACUGUAUGGAUGUAUAUGGUUGAAACUGUCUGCGCAGUGAUUCAGGCCAGGGCGUCAUCCCAUGCCGCUCUUUAGAGGAUAUAAUAGAUUAAUCAUCACACUUUAAAUCAAACAACCACCAAAAGAAUUCACUUUAAUUUUAUUAUUGUGAUCUUACAAGUGUAAUGAGGAGAGUAACUUUACAAAAUAAAAACAUACAAAAAGAA
Molecule: messenger RNA, 4266 nt
Organism: Neolamprologus brichardi
Lineage: Eukaryota; Metazoa; Chordata; Actinopteri; Cichliformes; Cichlidae
Gene: rnf6
Product: ring finger protein (C3H2C3 type) 6
Biological process (GO): protein ubiquitination; ubiquitin-dependent protein catabolic process; positive regulation of DNA-templated transcription
Cellular component (GO): nucleus
Molecular function (GO): ubiquitin protein ligase activity
Source: RefSeq, a predicted model, not a curated record